Molecule: messenger RNA, 5878 nt
Organism: Aedes aegypti (yellow fever mosquito)
Lineage: Eukaryota; Metazoa; Arthropoda; Insecta; Diptera; Culicidae
Gene: orb2
Product: cytoplasmic polyadenylation element-binding protein 2
Exons: 11
Coding region: 1047-3668 (873 amino acids)
Biological process (GO): negative regulation of cytoplasmic translation
Cellular component (GO): cytoplasm; nucleus; neuron projection
Molecular function (GO): ribosome binding; mRNA 3'-UTR binding; mRNA regulatory element binding translation repressor activity
Source: RefSeq, a predicted model, not a curated record
ACUGUUUUUGCGGAUUGGAGCAUCAGCAGCAGCAGCAGCAGCAAAUUUUGCUCGGUCGUCUCGAGUUGCAUCCACAUCCAGAGUAGGAAAAACCUGUGAUAAUUUACGGUGUUUGUUCGCGGACGGAUCGGAUCGAAUCUCGGCGGAACGUCUCCGGUGUGCGUGCGUUGUGAACCUGAUUGCGAAUCUGUUCCCGGGGAUCGCGGCAAGUUGCCGAUCGAAGGAGGCUAGCAGAAGUGGUGGAAGUUUUCCCAGCGAGUCGCCUACUAGGUUGCCAAGUUAAGCAGCCUGGCGAGGGGUUCCUCAACAGGAGCGCCACGGCAGGAGAUCCGCUCGAAGUGUGGAACAGUGUGUUGUGCGAAUUUCUGUGCGCGAGUGUUGGUGAAAAGCUACGGGAUUUCGGAAGGAACGGGUCUUCCUGGGGCUCCAGCAUAGAAGACUUGUUUGUGGAAACGGGUGCUGAAAACCGUGGGUGCUAGUCGAACAGAACUAUCGGCAGAAGGGCGAAGAAGGCGGAGCAGUGUAGAACAGUGUGCUAAACGCAGGAGCACGUUGCUCGUGGAAGGCUUUAAGAAUCGAAGAAGAAAGUUCGAGUGCUGCUAAAGAUAUCGCUUUCGCCGAAAGCCAAAAUCGCUUUUUGUAACAUUUUAUAAGUGGCGUCGUUUCGAGUGAAAUUUGUGGUGCAAAGAAUCCGUUUUUUCCAAAGAUAUCGAGAGUUUAGUUUUCUAAGAAAAGCACUUUUUAACGAGCAAACUUGAAUCUAGUUAAAGUUGGUGUCAGCGUCUAGCUAAUAAGAGAAUUUUAAUCCAGUUGGAAUAAGUUUAUUUUUCUACUUGUAAAAAACCUAAGAAAUUUCUGCUUAAAGAACUGUUUGUAAAUUAAUAAAUAGUGAAACGUUUGAAGAGAUCGCAUCGGUGAAGAAUCUGUUUAGAUGCUGAAGCUGAACUGCAACUAGUGAACGUGAAGAAGAACAUCUGUAAUAUAAACUGACCUAACGAGAAUUGAAAAUCGCGCGCGUGUGAAGGUGAACUUGAACCGCUGCUUAAAUGGGUGAUUUUUUGUACGGAGGUUCGGUUCUGGCGAAUGAUUCGUGCAUGUCCAGCCAAUCGCUGCUCGACACGUUGAGUAUUAACAAUCUGCUGAACAUCAAGCAUCUGUCGAACGGAGCAGGAGUCAGCUCGGCAGGCGGUGGUCUAAGUCCCUCGGGUGCGGAAUCGUCAUUGAACGUGAAUAGUUCCGGUUCAGAUUCCAUCGUCGAUAACAACAACUCGACGAACGGCGGGUGCAAAUCGGGCAAGAAGUCAGCAAUGCCAACGACGACCAGCAUGACUUCAUCUGGAGGCAGUGGCGUCGAUGAGACCGGACUGUUGAUUGCUCACUCGCAAAUCGCAUCCAGCAACUCGGCUGUUACCAUUCCAACUAUCACGACAGCCAUCUCGUCUGAGUGCUCACUUACCGCGUCCAGCGUCAACACUCUAUCACUUCACCUGAACGCGGGUCAGUCCGACGACGAUACAUCGACCUCCUCUCUGCUAAACGGUGGAGGCUCUGGGACAUCUCCGAUUGCUUCCCUUAACAGCCACAGCAACAAUAACAACAAUCCCAACGCCACCAACAACAAUCUCCUAAUGGAAAACUCCGACUUGCAUCUUCCCAGUGCUGCUGACGAACUCAGUCUCAAGGCAGCCGAUCUGAGCUGCCUAAGUGUGACUUCCAGCCUCAUGAACGGCGGAACAUCCUCGCACAUGAUUCUUCCUCCCAAUGGUCUCAACUUCGGAACCACUCCGGACCACAGCCCUUGGUCUACCAGCAUCGAUGACCCGACCACCGCCGCCAGCUCUCAUCUCUCCAUCAACGGCCUCGGUGGAUUCCAGAACUACUCCAACAACCAUCUGUACAACGGUGCAGCAGUCGCAGCUGCUGCAGCCGCCGCCGCUGCCCAGCAACAACGCCGUGCCAUCACUGCUUCCCAUGGAGGAUUCCCCCAUCACGGCCUCUCCCCCAACAAUCCCCAAAACCACAUGCUUCAGCACCAUUCCUCCUCCAAUGCUCAACCCCAGCAGUCCCAAUUCAAGAACUCCUACCCCACUUGGUCCAACCCUGCUCCCUCUCCAUGGUCCCAACAGCAGCCACCCCAAAAUCCCCAAAACCCCAUGAACUCCUGGAACCGUGGCCGCUCCGUUCCCAACAUGAACCUCGGCAACGGUCUCACCAAUCCGCUGCACCCCCGUAAACCCCACAACCAAAACUCCCAGCAGUCCAUGUCCCCGUACUCGAACCACCUUCACCAGUCCCAGCAGCCCCAUCUGCAGCAAUCGCUCGGCUCCAACCUGAUCAACUCCCCCUCCAAGUACCGUCGCAGCACUUCCUACCCGGCGGGUAAAUCCGGUCUGCCCAACUCCGGAAACAACGCCGGCGGCGGAGGAUUCGGUGCCGGUCCGCUGGAUUGCGUCCCGCCGCUGGACGACUCCCGUGACCCGUUCCUGUCUUCUUACCAGGACCGCACCGGAUUAAACAAUGGAUUAGACAUGCGUUCGCUCGAGCACUGCCUUAGCGAUAUCAUGCGAAACGUUGGCGAAGCUUCCCAGCCGGACCAUUUGAAAGGAUUCCUCAACUGCAACACAAACACCCUGCAAUCGUUAGCUCAACUACACGGAAAACUUGACUUCCACGAAUUCAUACCAGGCAAACCGUUCUUCUCCGGGCUGGAUGACCACAUUUCGGAUGAGGCCGGCGGAUUCAUCGGCGGAACCAACAGUGGCAGCAAUCAUCAUCAUUCGCACCACCAGCAGCAGCACCAUCACCAUCACCACCAGCUGACGGCACUCGGAGGAUCGCCGGCUCGCUCCUCGCCGCACUCGAACGGAUCGGAGUCGACGGAACGCUUCAGUCGGAAGGUGUUCGUCGGGGGACUGCCGCCGGACAUUGAUGAAGAGGAAAUCACCACGUCGUUCAACCAAUACGGAGCACUCGUCGUCGAUUGGCCCCACAAAGCCGAGUCCAAGUCGUACUUCCCACCCAAAGGAUACGCGUUCCUGCUGUUUCAGGAGGAGCGCGGUGUACAGAAAUUGAUCGAAACAUGCCACCCGGAGGAUGACAAGCUGUACAUUACGGUGUCAUCGCCAACCAUCAAGAAUAAAGCCGUGCAGAUUCGGCCGUGGCGCCUGGCCGAUGCCGACUACGUGCUGGACGCCUCGAUGCCGCUGGAUCCUCGCAAAACCGUGUUCGUUGGGGGCGUCCCGAGACCGCUGAAAGCAUAUGAGCUCGCAAUGAUCAUGGACCGUCUCUAUGGCGGUGUAUGCUACGCUGGCAUCGAUACCGACCCGGAACUCAAGUAUCCAAAGGGUGCUGGUCGCGUUGCGUUCUCCAACCAGCAAAGCUACAUCGCCGCCAUCUCUGCACGCUUCGUGCAGCUCCAGCACGGCGACAUCGACAAACGCGUCGAGGUAAAGCCGUACGUACUGGAUGACCAGAUGUGCGAUGAAUGCCAAGGCCAGCGUUGCGGUGGAAAAUUCGCGCCGUUCUUCUGCGCCAACGUUACCUGUCUACAGUAUUACUGUGAGCACUGUUGGGCUCACAUCCAUUCGCGGUCCGGACGCGAAUAUCACAAGCCCCUCGUCAAGGAGGGUGCGGACCGGCCCCGGGCAGUGCCCUUUCGCUGGUGUUAACGCCAGCCACCACGAUCAAUAUCGACUGCAGCGGGACGGACAGCAUCAUCUGCUUUCGCGAACGCGACGUCGACGAGAUCGAGCCACAAUCAACAGCAGCAUCACAACCACCAACAGCAGCAGCAGCAGCAACCCUCACAUCAUCACCAGCACCAACAUCAGUCAGUUGUUGGCGGCAACGGCACUAGCGGCAGCAAUUCCCUCGGUGCCGCAGCAGCCAACGCCUUCCACGGUUUUGGUCAACCUGGGUCAACAACGGGUUACGUACCACCACCCCCAUCGUUUCCCUGGACCAACAGCGGUAGCAGCGCCAGUGGCAUCGGAAUUGGCUCCAAGCCAAGACUACAGCAGCAACAGCAACAGAAUCCACUAAGUCGAGCUUCGACUUCAGGAGGAUUUUUGGCGCCACCGCCAACACGUUACAGCGGUAGUAGUGGUAGCUGCGGAGGCAGCAGUAACGGUUCUGGGCUCAUCUCUAGUAGCGGCAGUAGCAGUCCUUCUUCUAUGCGCUGCAGUAGUUCGAUUGAUCAGGCACUCGCUAGCGCGGGUUCCAGUAGUUUUAACAAGAAGCAACAAGAAGACAUAUUAAAACAGCAUCAACGGAAGAUGCAGCAGCAGCAGCAACAACAGCAGCACGCAUCAUCCCUUUCGAUCGGCAGUGGCGCUGCCAGUGGUGCGAUCGGAAACUAAGCGGAAAAAAGACGAGAUUUUCACUCGCGGACCGACCUUUUUAUAUGAUCCAUUAGCGGUAUGCGUUUUUUCUACUUUAGACCAUAGGAUUGAUAGACAAAGACUCUACGUUUUUGUAAGAAACGAUUUUCACCGAAUCAUCAUAGAGAAAUCAAAGAUUACUUGAAGUAUUACUAGUAGUUGAAAGCGGAUCGGAGGGGAAGUUAAUACUUUAUAUAUGAAAACUAGUUCUAGUAAGCGACAAAAAAAAACACAGAUAACAGAAAAAACGAUAAUAACCUUUUCUUCUUACCCUCUUGGAACGUUAUAUAUUUUCAGUAGGAAGCCAUAGAGGGUGGAGCAGAAGUAUUUGAGUUACAACAAAAGAUAGUGAAGUACUGUUUAUAAUUCGUUCACUUUUUAUAUUGAAACGCGUUUUUGUUAACUUUUUGUAUGAAAUCGAGUUAGAUGAUUCUAUAUAUAUACAUAUAACAAACUAAUAUGUACAGCUAUUGCUAGCAAAAAUCAGUGAGGAAACCCAUUAGUGUAAACUUUAGUAUAGAUAAGCUUAGCAUGGUAUUUGUAAUGCGUCCUGCAAGGAGAGGAAAAUAUAAAUUCAAAGAAAAUAUCAUUCAAACAUUCGAACGAAAAACUGUGGUAUGAAAAAUAAGAAACGACCGAUUAGGUACGGUUCCCUACAGCAAUGCGGCACGAAAUGGAACAACAAAACCAAAAUAAGAAAGAAGACAUCAAAUUUUCAUACAAAUCAGUUUUGUGAUAGCUAUUUUUAUAGACACACAAACACAUACCAACUGAAACAUAGCAAACAAACAUACACAUGGAAGCGAAACUUUCAAGAAACCGAUACGAGAUGCAUCACGAGACCCUGUAAAAAAAAUGUUGCAAAAUAUUAUCAUGCGCUUUUGUAUUAUCGAAGCAACGCCGGAUCCCGUCAUCGGAUCGAGGAUUACCACGAAAGGUGAGUGUUUUUGUAUAAGCUAUCAGUCUAUUUUUAUCAACUUGAGAGAGAACCGAAUACAUAGAUCAUGAUUCUAAGAGUAGAAACCGAGGAAAAGAGGGGGACGAAGCAGAGUUUUGUUUGUUGCUUUCGAUUGCUAGAAGUAUGAGAAAAUUCAAGCAAAUUCUAGCCUAUUGUCCGGUGUGACAAGUAGUAAUAUUUAGUUGUUAUAAAUUCUUUUAAAACAUUAGUGAGUAACUUUCUGUUGAGUUGAUUUAGCUUUCGCUACGCAGCCCUGUUGUUACCAUUUUACUGUUUGCGUAAAAAAUAACCAAGAUUUGUUGUGCAAUGCAGAACAACGGCAUUAUUGGCAAAAAUUGUUGUUGUGUAUUUGUGAAACAAAAACUUAAAGGUAUUAAAGGUAAACCACAGUGAUUUGUUUUUUAUUGCGUUAAGUGUUCCGUUUGGCUUCGUGCAUAUGAUUAGAGAAUUGUGAUUAGAGAGACGGCUGACAACCAUGAUUGGCCUCUAAAAGCUAGUCGAAUUGGGAUAAAUACGUAUGCAAUUUGCUAGUCAUGAAAUA